AUGGAUUACCACAGUUUAAAAGCAAGACUUGCAGACUUGAGGAGUGUAGAAUUAGAAGCGCUUCGUCGAGGAGACAACAAGGCUGCAGAUAGGUGCAAAGAAAGAGCAUUUGCCCUCAGGAAUCAGUGGACGACUUAUCAAGCCUCCCUGUGCUCGCAACUGGAGACAUUUAACGAAAAUGAAAACGAGAUUGGCGACGCUAAGAGUGAACAUUACUGCAGAUUGGAUGAUAACCGAGAAGAAAUCUCUUCAAAAUACCAGAGUGACAAGAGAAUUGGUAGUGAUAACCAAGGUGAUGAAAAAGAAAAACCGUCAUUAAUGGAAGUUGAAUUUAGCAAUGAGCGCGAAGAUAGCAAGAAUACAGAAAGUACCAUUGAUAAAAAUAAUGAAGAUUGUCAGGAAAGCAAAGACGACAAGAUCACUAGAGAGCGUCAAAAAAGGGUUUGCCCGUUUCCACACUGCAACAGCAAGGUUGUUCACCUACCGAGACAUCUUAGAACGGUUCAUAAGUGUAGCAAAGAGUAUGCGAGAACAGCGACAUCAAGAUUUGGCUUGCGCAGAAAGUACGCCUUUGCGGAUAAAGAAAAGGCCUCGGCUGGAAAUCGAAAAUUAAAAAAGGCGCACACAGAAAGAAGCCAAAAGAAGCCUUGCCGUAAGAUGAAAAGGUGCCCUCUUACAGGUUGCAUGACCACUACUAACCGACUGCCUCAGCAUCUGCAGAAAGUUCAUAAACUACAGCGCACGUCUCCUAAGUAUAAUAAAGCUCUUUUAAUGGCAAAGGUAAUCUCACGUGAUCAACCUCAUAUUUUCCUCAGAAUGAAGCAGGAAAGUGAAAGAUACCAAGGGCCAGCUUUUGAAGAUGCACUGUCGGUAGACGAGGAUGGUCAGGAGGUUGAGAUAACGGAAGACGACGCCUCGGGUAGGUCAGACGAUUAAGAGGCUGAUGCAACUGAAGCGAGGUGUGACUGUGCUAGCCAGGCAUUUGGCAAUAUCAACAUUAAAGGUGAUGACGUUUCAAACACUAUGAGCGCACUUAGAGACUGGCUUCUUUCACCAGAUGGGGGCAAGAAAGACAGGAAGACAGCAAAGCAACACGUUUCCCAAUUACGCAAGGUGCUUUCAGUGGUUGGUGAAGGAUUUAUGCUAUCCUCUUUAUUGGACACGAAAAGAAUUAGGGAUAACUUUCUUCAACGUUAUGCAGCAGAGAAGUACCACGCAGCCACUAUCAAGUCAUACCUAUUGAGUCUGCAACACUAUUGCUCGUUUUUGCUCGCAGAUCAACC
Stylophora pistillata is the source of this 1283-nucleotide messenger RNA. RefSeq lists its product as uncharacterized. The record is from RefSeq and is a predicted model, not a curated record. Gene Ontology annotation, molecular function: DNA binding. Gene Ontology annotation, biological process: DNA recombination; DNA integration. Lineage: Eukaryota; Metazoa; Cnidaria; Anthozoa; Scleractinia; Pocilloporidae.